Molecule: messenger RNA, 573 nt
Organism: Porites lobata
Lineage: Eukaryota; Metazoa; Cnidaria; Anthozoa; Scleractinia; Poritidae
Source: the annotation of a GenBank genome assembly
AUGAAGAACCAAGUUGCUAGUCAGAUUGGGAUGGAAGACGAAACGGAAAGCUGCUUCGCUUCACCCGGAUCCAUCUUCUCCAUUGUCGACAACAUUCACUGGGCGAUCGCCAGCGCUAGACACAACAAAGCUUAUGUUCUUCGAUUUGUACCUGUAGUUCAACGGAUCACCAAAGUUCUGAACGGUGCAGAUGUUAAGUUUAUCCGCCAAGCGGAAUUCUACAGCGACCUGAGGGAAACUCUGUUCAAGAUGGAAAGCCACGUGAAAGAAAAUUCCACGCGUGGGAAAUGGAUGAGCAAGCUGUUGGCGAAGAAGAACCAGAAAAGUGUUGAAGAAUUUGAAGAGCAUAUUGAACAUCUUAUUACUCGAAUUGUCUUCUCGUUUGCGCAACGAGUUCAACUAUUGAACAUGGCUCGCCAAAAACGACAAAGAAGAAGGGCCUUAUCAGAAAUUCAAGAGGAAGACGAAUCAAGCGAGACACGUAGCAACGGGACCGCUUGUUCUAGCUCAUCCUUCGAGGAAGAGCCAUCCAGUGAAGAAGCAUGUCAAGAGGAAUUUACAGGAGAACGUUAA